Molecule: messenger RNA, 1542 nt
Organism: Eublepharis macularius
Lineage: Eukaryota; Metazoa; Chordata; Lepidosauria; Squamata; Eublepharidae
Gene: TEX30
Product: testis expressed 30
Exons: 6
Coding region: 89-754 (221 amino acids)
Source: RefSeq, a predicted model, not a curated record
GGGAGAGGGAAUGGAAGGGCAAGAGGAGGAGGGGAGAGGAAGUGACAGUGGAAGAUAUCUAUGACAUUGCAAGUUUGCAAAAAAGAAAAUGGAUAACUAUACAGAGGCUCAGGUGAAAAUACCUUUUGGAAGCAAGUAUCUAGAUGCUGCUUUUUCCAUCCCUGAGAAGAUUCUACCACAUGCUGUAAUUCUUACUCAUGGAGCAUCUGGCGAUAUGAAUUUUUCUCAUCUGAUAUCUUUGGCAAACUACCUUGUCUGUCAUGGAUUUCUGUGCCUUAGGUUUACCUGCAAAAGCCUGAACCUUGUCUAUCGAACUAAAGCAUAUAAGGCUGUUCUGGAAUAUUUAAGAUCUUCUAGUGACUAUAACAUUUCAGGCGUUUUUCUUGCAGGUCGUUCAAUGGGUUCCCGUGCUGCUACUUCUUUGACACGGCAAGCUGAUCAAGAUAACGAUAGCUUCAUUCAAGGGCUGAUAUGCUUGUCUUAUCCACUGCACCGGCCAAAGCUUCAGUCCAAACUUCGAGAUGAAGAUUUAUUUUUUAUCAAGUCCCCUGUGCUAUUUGUGUCUGGCAGUGCGGACGAGAUGUGUGAUAAAAAAUUGUUGGAAGGAGUUGCAAUGAAAAUGAAAGCACCUCAGGAAAUCUAUUGGAUUGAAAAAGCAAAUCAUAGCAUGGCUGUAAAAGGACGAACUACAGAGGAUGUCUUGUUAGAAAUAAACAUCCAGGUUUUGUCUUGGAUCAAAGAAGUCAUUGCAUAAGAACAUAUACUGUUACUAGUACACAGCACCUGCCCAAUGACUAUUUGUAAAUGUGAAUGAUUAAUAACACCAUUGGAGUAAAAAAAUCCAGCAACCCAGAAAUAUAUUGACGUAACAAACCUGCUUAUCUUCCGUGAUUCUACUGUAACGGUGUAUACUUUUUGCCUUUGAUAAUGUGUUUUUCAGUAUUAAAUAGUUAAUGUUCCACACAAAGAGAAAUUUUACUCUGAUUUUUAUUAAUUUUUUUCCUAUAUUUUAUCCAAUUUACUUAUGCAGAGUAGCUUUGUUUUGCAAACACUGUACCACUGUAAAAACACUACCAUUCCACUGUGUGGCAAUUUAAGUUAAUUUGUUUUUUGAAUACGUUGUUUAACCGAGGAGCGAAUGUUUUCCUCAGUUGCUUUAAUAAUAUGACGGGAAAUGAUGAUAACCAAACACAAGUGGUUAACAUAUCAUAACAUAAUAGAUAUUUUACAAAGUGAAUGUAAAAUGAAAUCAAGAGAAGAUUUGAUUACACUAGGAUGUAGUGGUCAAUGAUUCUUCUAUGCACAACUAUUUGAAAAGUUUAAAGUUGAUAAAAGGCUGUAGGGAUCUUGAACACAUUACCAAAAAGGAUAUCCUACCUUAAAACCCAGUCUAUCUGAAACACUCAUAUCCAUAAGAUUUAGCUAUCUUAACAGUGUAAGAUGCCUAAGGUUAUUCUCUGUUGUGUGCAAUAUUCAGCCAUGGAAUGCGUACUGACAUCAUUAGUAGAAUGUUACUGCUCAUAUCUCUUUAUUUAUUGGCAC